ACUUUUGGUAGCAUACUCAUUCCAACUCCCGAGACGUAGAGAUCACCCGCUCUCGCACACUCUCUACAUCAUGGCAGUCACUGGCAGCAAGAAGUCUUCGGCUUUCAGCAUUCAUAGCCUGAAGAAGGCCAUUAAGAAGUUCGUAAAGAAGACUCUCCCAACCAAGGGCGGGAAGAAGGUCAAGGAGGACAAGACUGUCCAGCGUGUUGACUUCGAGGCCGAGAUUGAAGACAACCUUGCCAACGAGGCCUUGGAGGCCCGCCUUAUACAGAUCAUCGAAGCCUCUCCUGCUACCCUGGAUCUCAACAUAAGCCUGAAGGGGUCGCUGAUGGUGAAGACCUCGCCCGACUUCGAUGUGCAGUUCGGCACCUUCUGGACUUCUGACGACGACGACGCGAGCUGGGCCCUCUGCAAGGACCUUCUCCAGACAUCGAAAGCCCUCGGUUCGACACCAGCCAAGGCGUAGGUACCCUGCCAUCCACCUGUCUCCUACUUCGCUGUGAUGCAAGCGCCCUGUGAUAGGGGUUCAGUGCCGUGAUAAUCCAGUGCCAACCAGGUCCUCGCCCUCUGCUUCGUCGGGUCAUUCUGCUGGCGGAAUCUGCGAAGUUCGGUGUUCUGAAGAUAUUGUUGAUGCUCCUAAGAUACCUUGAAGCCACUACAGUCGCUGUGAUACGUUGGAUGUCAUCUAUAAGAAGUCGUCCGUGCCCUUGGUCGAGGUCGUCCUCCAUGCCCUAGGUCGAGGUCGUCCUCCCAUGAGUGGUGACGCAGUCUGCUGUGAUACAGGGGACGAGCUUCCCCCCAUUACUGUGAUAGUAUUCUCUAAGGAUAAUUUAUUGAAUAAAACCAUUUAAUAUUUUUAA
This is a messenger RNA of Procambarus clarkii (red swamp crayfish), 860 nucleotides long. RefSeq lists its product as uncharacterized. Lineage: Eukaryota; Metazoa; Arthropoda; Malacostraca; Decapoda; Cambaridae. The record is from RefSeq and is a predicted model, not a curated record.